Messenger RNA from Cucurbitaria berberidis CBS 394.84, 1011 nucleotides. RefSeq lists its product as uncharacterized. The transcript has 2 exons. The coding region runs from base 1 to 1011 and encodes 336 amino acids. The record is from RefSeq and is a predicted model, not a curated record. NCBI's taxonomy places the organism in Eukaryota, Fungi, Ascomycota, Dothideomycetes, Pleosporales, Cucurbitariaceae.
AUGCCGCCGACGAACAACCCCGGGAAGAACACGGAGGCGAAAGCCGAAACCAUGAUCCUUCUAGUGUUGAAACCAGCACUUCUCUGGUAUCGAGUUCCGAUGUCUGCUCUCCUAGAGACUCAGUGGGGCACUAAUCUCUGCACCAACCUCGACAAGAACCACCCCGUCCUUUUCCUCGAGAGCUUCACUCCUGCCGUCUUCGGGUACUACGUGCUCUGGCUCCUCGACGCGCCUCUAUUCCCCUACGUCGACCUCUCUCGCCCUUUCAAAGGGUUCGACGCCACCAUGUUCACUCUCAUCUACAACAUCCCCACGCAUGUUCACCACCCUGAAAUCACCAUGCUCACCAUGUCCGACGAGUCGCUUGACAACGAUCCGUCAACCACCGGGGAGUCUAGGAGGUUGGUAUUCGCUUACUUUCUAGGGCAGAACAUUGGCGACGUCCACUUCCAAGACGCCAUCAUGAACACCAUCAUCAAAUACUUCCGCGCUAACCAUCCACCGCCAGUCAGCUUCGUGACAAACGUGUACCAAAACUCAGCCAUUGGACGCGUCUCCGGUCUGCAGAAGUUCCUCAUCGACUACUACAUCUGGGCUUGCGUGCCCCCGGAGGAGGGCCGGCUUCCUUACAUCUGCGACUUCGCUAACGUCGACCCGAGCCAGGUUCCGCCGCUGAGUGCCUACCCAGCCGCGUUCAGACAGCAGGUCACCGCGACACUGAGGGACAACGUCACGCAGGACAUCGUCGAUCCCGGCGCUCUGCUCAGGCCACAGGUCCCCGUGGUCGCAUGGGCUCUGAUCAACCGGACUGAGCCGCGAGGCGCCGUGGUCGAUUUCGCCGGGCUGCAAGCCUUUCUGUGCAACGCUCGUCAAGGAACCCUCAAGUGCCGGUACCACCACCACUCGCGCAACCAGCCAUGCCACAACAUGCUUGUAGACGACACGCCUGUUGUUGGGCCCGUGAAUCCUGGGACCCGCAACCUUGCCUUGUUCGUUUCCCCCUCGCAGUGA